UCGUAACAUUCAUCCGCCAUAGACAAUCAACAAACUGAAAAUGAAAAUGUCCGUCGUAAAAGAUACGUUCUAAUUUACUUUGUGAAUGUGUAAUUAAUUAUCGUAGCUUGCGAUGUGAAAUAUUUUAUAGUAUUUACAAUCCUACAAGUGUUAAAUAGUUUCAAGAUGAUUGUUCAAGAACCCAUACAGGUUAUCGUUUGGGAUUGUCUCAAUAAUUAUGAGUUCGACAAUGCUAUAUUUUUGGCUGAGAGAUUACAUGCUGAAGUGGCAUCAGAGGAAACAUCAUUCUUGUUGGGAACAUGCUACUAUAGAGCUGGACGUGUGAAUGAGGCCCAUCAUUUGCUACAAAACACAUCAUUGUCAUUACCACAAUCUAGGUUUUUGCUAGCCAAAUGUUCAAUAGACUUAAAAUCGUACAAAGAUGCUGAAGUUGCAUUAGGAACAAAUCUAGACAUUGUCGCUUCAGAAUUCGGUGACCAAGCACCAUAUGCUCUGCAGCUUCUAGCUAAGGUAUACAACAUCACAGAACGGCGGAGUAAAGCAGCUGAAGCGCACCGGAAAGCACUAUCACUCAAUCCAUUCAUGUGGAAAUCAUUCGCCCAACUAUGUAACAUGGGUGAAAAAGUUGAUACAAAUCAAGUGUUUCAUUUAAGUAACACUGAAUUCACAUUUGGUGUAUCAACAUUAGUGAAUCUAGUCAGCAACUCUGAAAAUAUUUCAUUCGUCAACACUAACAUUCCUAAUAAUAAUUCUAAUUUGAAUGCCAAUGUCACACCAAAUAAUGUGGCUCCUAGGACGCCAAUGACUAUGUCAUCAAGUAUUACUCCAGAGACUCAAGCACCUGUAAAACGAAUGCAUAGCGUUUUCAGUGGUAUGGCGCCCAUACCAUUCUCUCCCUCAUUUGGCAUGUUGCCAAUGGAAGAAUCUCCUGUAUUAUAUACGCCAACACUCACCGAUUCUAAUGAGCAAAAAGCUAUACCGAAGAUAGUUAAUUCAUUACGAGCACAAAUGGGCCAACUCAAAGACGCAGUAUUCAGUCCUGCUCCUAGGUGUACUCUUGGACCAGCUCCUCGCCGGUCGUCCAGGCUGUUUAGUAAUAAUAAUAGCAGUUACUCGGUAAAGGAGAACAACAAAUCGCCCAGCAGAAAGUUUGUGGCUCCCAAAAGCCCAUCUAGAAAAAAUAAACAAAGGACUGCCAAAAACAUGAAAACAAAUUCAGUUGACUCAAACGAUAGGAAUAAAAGCAUGGAUGUCACUCCUACACUUACGCCAAAGAAUUCCAAUGGUGUAGCGUUAUUGAAUGUAUUGAAGGAAUUAGGUGACGCAUAUAAAGCACUUGCUUUUCUUGAUUGUAAAAGUGCUAUCAAAUUGUUCCAAGACGCGACGCCUAAACAGUUGGCUUCGCCGUGGGUGCAGACGAUGAUCGCGCGCGCUCAUUACGAACUAGCGCAGUAUGAAGCAGCUGCAAAAAUAUUCUCUGAAAUACGGAAACAAUACCCAUGUCGCACAGAGGGAAUGGACAUUUACAGUACCUGUUUAUGGCACUUACAGCGAGAGGCACAACUUUCAGCUUUAGCUCAAGAAUUAGUAGAAUUGAAUAGAACUGACCCCAUUGCUUGGUUAGCAGCUGGCAAUUGUUUUUCACUUCACAAAGAACGCGAAACGGCGCUCAAAUUCUUCAAGAGAGCUGUUCAGAUCGAUGGGGACGCGGCGUAUGCGCAUGCGUUGUUGGGACACGAGUAUGCAGUAGCUGAAGAGACUGAUAAAGCUUUGGCAAGCUUCCGGACUGCGGUCAGCAUUGAUCCUCGGAAUUACGUGGCCUGGUUCGGUAUAGCCACGGUUUACGCGCGGCAGGAGCGCUGGAAACAAUCUGAAGUGCACAUACGUCGUGCGCUUAGCAUACACCCGCAUUCUGGAGUAUUGAGGUGUCAGCUUGGUUUGGCGCAAGCCGCUCUGGACAAAACCGACCGUGCUCUGGCUACCCUCGAACGAGCUGUCGCAUUAGACACGGAGAAUCCACUCUGCCGAUUCCAUCGAGCAUCGGUCCUUCUACGGGCGGGCAGGCCGCAGGAUGCAUUAGCUGAUCUUCAUUAUUUGAAAGACAUCGCUCCAAGAGAAUCAUUAGUUUAUUAUUUACUUGGCAAAGUUCACAAUAAAUUAGGCAAUACACACUUAGCUUUGAUGCACUUCAGUUGGGCCACAGACUUGGACCCCAAGGGCACGGGUGGACACAUCAAAGAAGGUUUCGACCCCUCGAAGCAAGAGGACCCUUCGGAAAGAUCAUCGUAAUGUUGCUGACGAAUUUUAAAGGAUUGUAAGCGCGCCUGCAGUGUGCCGGCGGUGUAGUCAUGGUUGACUGAUCCCUUGUAAAUAUCGCGCUCACCUAUCGAACUCUCGAUUGACACCAAAUUCUUCCAAAUAGAUAGCUUUAUGGAGUCCGAUGGGUGUGUGGUGGCAUUUAGUCGCUGUAGUAGUAAGGGCGUUGUGGAAAUGUUUAUAUAGAGUAAGAUGUGGAUAUUCCUAAUAUUAUCCUAGUUUAUUAUAUAUCUUGUAUAGCUAAUAACUUCUAGAAUGGUAAAUAGGGAUUUUUAAAGAGAAGCUUUGAAAAUCUAAGACGCAGGGCCUUGAUCUCAUUGGGAAGUUCUGAAUUGAAUAUUCAAUAUUAUAAAUCAUUGACGUUAAAAGUAUUGUAUGCCAUAGAAAUUCGUGAUAAAUGUCAUUCUACUAGGCUGGAUAUUUGGUUCGUAGUACAUACAGUUAUAUUUUUAUAUAAAGGGACUUUAGUGAUCUCCCGCAAAUCGGUAGGUACAUAAGCUCUCCACCGCUGGCGGUGUACCAAUGACAGCUUUAUUUUGUCAACAAUCAUGUAGUAUCCUAUUAUAUUUUAUAUUAAAGAUAAGAAUUUUAAGACACCUUCAAAUCAAUUUGCAUGUAGACAUAUUUUGAUUCUCAUAAAGUGACGAAAAAAAAUAUUUUUCCGCUUUGAAUGUUGUAGAGACCCCAUAAAUAAUAAUCAGUAACUUCAGAUAUAAGUGAUCCAACUCUGACAUUGUGUACAGUAUACAAGAAUGUUAGUUUUUAGUACUUGUGAAAUUACUUUCGUGUGUGUACAUAAAAAAAUAAAAAAACUAAAUAGCACUGUUUGUCAUUUCACAUCACCAAUGAAUUGCUCGCUCUGCUGAGACUUAGACCACCUCUAAUUAAAUGUAUGAACUUAUUGAAUAAAACUGAAUAUGUAUUUGCUAGUUUUUUAUUUUUACUUAUUAGAAAUCAAUGCAUACAUCCUUGUACGACAUAGGUCUCUAUUGAAAUUUAUCUUACAGCUAAAUAAAUGGAGUAGUUAAUUUUGACACCAUUUCGUAUUGAACAAUUUUUAUAUUUAUAAGGGUUUCAGACUUGUGAAUUGGAAGCUUUUUUUUUUCAUAUUGCUUAGUAUAACUGCUAUACCUAAUAUAGGUACAUGAAGUUUUAUUGAGGCACAACAUCUUACGAUUCUAUUGUUAUCAAUCAUUUAUCAAUAUUCUAAAUGCUAAAAAUAAUGGUGUCACAAAAUUAACUAAAUAGGGCGAAUUUUACUUUCUAAAUUGAGUCUAUUAAACAAUGCAAGAGACCUAAUACUACACUCGCGAGCAAAAGUAUGGAAUCAUCCUAUUUGUUCCGAAUGAUCGUAAGAACUAAAUGACUAAUAGAAGAUAAAAAUAGUAGCAUUUUAAAGGUAAUAUUAUAUACUUUAAAUUGAUACAGAUACAUGCAUAGGCAUUCAGUUCUUAGAUUGCUCGAAACAAAACGUAUGUGGGUGAUUCCAUACUUUUGCUCGUAAUUAUAGUUCACAUUUCAUAUUCUUUCUUUCGGAGACUCAUGAAUGAUGAUCGACUUCAACAUUCGUACUGGAGUACGCACAUUUAAUCUUUAUCAAGUCAAUACUAGUGAUUCUUUCCCAUAUGAAGUUAUUGCUCUGGGUCACAGAAUCACUGUAAAUUACCUUAACAUUUAUCUUCUUAACAGAGUCAGUCAGUAAUUGAUUAUUCGAAUCGCACAGCUCCAACAAAGUCAGUGACGUAAAAUAGUGUACCUUUUUUUGACUAAUACAUAAUAUACAUUGUAACAAAAGUUCUACUUUCUUCACCCAAGUGAACAAAGAGGAAUAUUCCACAUUUGGAACAUUAUUUAGACAUUUUCUUUCUACUUCAUAACUUAUAAUAAAUUUAUGUAUUUGCUGCCUGCUAUUUGACAUCGGUGGGCUUAUCUGAUUCAAAUAUCAAAUUACUGACUCAAAAUAAUUAUACUAACUACUUACGAACUAAACUUAAAUAAGAUACAUGGCCACAUACCUAUAUUGAAGUACAUACAUUGCGUGUCGAAUCAGAUUAAUAAAAUUUUGAAUGGUAAAUUGACCAAUAUUCAUAAAAUAUACAUUAAACAGUGCACUAAUAAACCUUGGCAAACGUGCAUUAGGUCAACUGACAUUGAUUGAUAUUUGGCCCUAGCAAUUUGAAUUGAAUAAAUU
This is a messenger RNA of Ostrinia furnacalis (Asian corn borer), 4507 nucleotides long. It is a transcript of the gene Cdc27, whose product is annotated as cell division cycle protein 27. Lineage: Eukaryota; Metazoa; Arthropoda; Insecta; Lepidoptera; Crambidae. Gene Ontology annotation, biological process: metaphase/anaphase transition of mitotic cell cycle; protein ubiquitination; anaphase-promoting complex-dependent catabolic process. The record is from RefSeq and is a predicted model, not a curated record. Bases 166 to 2289 code for a protein of 707 amino acids. Gene Ontology annotation, cellular component: cytoplasm; anaphase-promoting complex. The transcript has 4 exons. Gene Ontology annotation, molecular function: protein binding.